UUCCGGUGAGUCAGUGCGUGACUUGAGUGUUUGACUGGAGAGCCCUGCGAGCCAUUCAGGGCUGGACGAGACGGGGCCAUGGCGGACGGGGGCGCGGAGCGGGCCGAUGGCCGCAUCGUGAAAAUGGAGGUGGAUUACAGCGUCACGGUAGACCAGCGGCUGCCCGAAUGCGAGCAGAUGGCCCGGGAUGGAAGGCUUCAGGAAGCAAUCGAAACAUUGCUGUCACUGGAAAAACAGACUCGAACUGCUUCUGAUAUGGUUUCCACAUCUCGCAUCUUGGUUGCUGUAGUAAAAAUGUGUUAUGAUGCUAAAGACUGGAAUGCUCUUAAUGAAAACAUCUUCCUUCUUUCAAAAAGGAGGAGUCAGUUAAAACAGGCAGUUGCUAAAAUGGUCCAACAGUGCUGUACGUACGUUGAAGAGAUUACAGAUUUGCCAACAAAAUUGCAGUUGAUUGACACAUUACGUACAGUGACAGAAGGAAAGAUAUACGUUGAAAUUGAGAGGGCUCGUCUGACAAAUACACUGGCAAAAAUAAAAGAACAAAAUGGUGACGUAAAAGAAGCAGCCUCAAUUUUGCAGGAACUUCAGGUGGAGACCUAUGGAUCGAUGGAAAAGAAGGAACGUGUGGAGUUCAUCUUGGAACAGAUGAGGCUUUGUCUGGCUGUAAAGGACUACAUUCGAACUCAAAUUAUAAGCAAAAAAAUUAACACCAAAUUUUUCCAGGAAGAAAACACCGAAAAACUAAAAUUGAAAUACUACAAUUUAAUGAUUCAGUUGGAUCAGCAUGAAGGUUCUUAUCUUUCCAUUUGUAAACACUACAGAGCUAUUUAUGAUACACCCUGCAUCCAGGCUGAAGGUGAAAAAUGGCAACAGGCGCUGAAGAGUGUUGUGUUGUAUGUCAUCCUAUCCCCUUACGAUAAUGAACAGUCUGAUUUGGUGCACAGAAUAAGCAGCGAUAAAAAACUAGAAGACAUCCCCAAAUAUAAAGAUCUUUUAAAACUGUUUACUACUAUGGAAUUGAUGCGCUGGACUACCCUUGUGGAGGAUUAUGGGAAAGAAUUGAGGGAAGGAUCCCUUGAAAGUCCUGCAACAGAUGUUUUUGGCUACACAGAGGAAGGUGAAAAAAGAUGGAAAGAUUUAAAAAACAGAGUAGUGGAACAUAAUAUUAGAAUAAUGGCAAAAUAUUAUACCAGAAUUACUAUGAAGAGAAUGGCACAACUUUUGGAUUUAUCAGUUGAUGAAUCUGAAGAAUUUUUGUCCAACUUAGUGGUGAAUAAGACCAUCUUUGCAAAAGUUGAUAGGCUGGCAGGAAUUAUCAACUUUCAGAGACCCAAGGACCCAAAUAACUUACUCAAUGACUGGUCUCACAAGCUCAAUUCACUGAUGGCUCUAGUUAACAAAACUACACACCUCAUUGCCAAAGAGGAGAUGAUACAUAACUUGCAAUAAGGUGCCUCAGUAGCCUUAAUGCUUUAGUGAGGCAUUGAAUUGGCCAUAGAGACUUUAUCCCACUGUAUAUUUUUUCAUCUCUCCCUUCCAGAUGAAACUUAGAACAUAAUCACUCUUGAAGAAUUGUUGACAAUUAAGUUCCUUUGAUUAUUGAUUUGGUUUAUAACAAUUUUUUUGCUGCAAUUGAUGGGGAAAAAUAAAAUUGUACCGCUUGUGUAAUGGAAAUGGCCUUUGAUUUAUCCCAAUUCAUCCUGGAUUUGUCUUGAUUUGCAUAUCUUUUUACAUUGUUAGAUACAUGUUGUAAUACAUUCUUUUAUAAAGAAAUGUGACAAAGUGUUUAUUUAAUGUUGAUUCUCCUAGACUGAAAUUUCAAGCAUGAAAUAAGUAUAAUUUCUCUCCUAUGUUAAAAGUAUGAUAGGUUUAUAGCAGAUCAAGAAAAGCAUGGAAUUAAGUUGUAGCUGUUUUGUAUGUUUUUAUGCAUCAAUGCUUUUCACUUACAUUUAGGUAGGUAUGUUAACACAAACAGUUACCAAAAAAGUCUAAAACAUUGCUGAUACUUCAUUAUGUCUUGAUAAAGAAUUAUCUAGGCUGUUUCAAGUAACCUUACAAUCUAAACUGAAAGCAAAAUGUAAAUAAGUCAAACUGGUUUUCUAACCUUGCAUUCAACUAGUAAAUAGCCAUUUAAGUUUUGGCUCAUAAACUUGAAGGUCGAAUUUUAAAUGUACAGGCCUGCAGAGUGCUAUAUGCUGCUACUAAUUAAUUGAUUGCCAUGUUCAGCUACUGAGACAGGUUGUUUCCAAACAAACAUGUUUUAAAAAUGGCACUUAAAACAAUAUAAAGGAUGCAUAGGUAAGUGCCUUGGUUACAUUGAGGUUAAUGGUUUGAGCUUGCAUUUUUAAAAAUUGUAUUCCUUUACAUUAUUUGGCAAUUUGCAAAUUUUCAUUGAGAGAUUGUGAUGUGGCAUGAAGCAAGGAGUGGACUCUGCUAUUCUAAAGAACAAAUUGCUCCAAUGUUGGAUCAUAGCCUAUAUAAACGAACAAAAAUAGAUAUUUAUGUUACAUGUUUUACUCCAUUUUGCAUGGUAUGAUGUAAAUAGAACAGUUGCUUGUACAGGCAAAUUUUGUUCAGGCUCAUUCUGAGAUUCACUAUUCCAUAUAAGAAUUGUUGGUAGUUAAUCUUCAUCUGUUCCUGUUGUAUCUGAUGAUUUUCUAUCAGAAACUUGAAGUGAGUUCACACGGAGCUUUCAGCAAUCUCGUGAUCAGAGGUUUAGACCCUGGACCCCAGUUAAUGGUUUUUUAGAGAGAGAGAUGCCUCUUGUAGAAGAGGAGGAUGGAAAGUGAUAUUUCUGAAUAUUCUCCUCCAACCCCCCUCAAUCUCUCUGAUAUAGGGAAGGUCUUUGAGUAGGUUAAGAAAGGGCAGUGGAUGGUUUCCCAGAAGAAGGCAGCCAUCCCAAUCUUGGCUAUGUAAAACCUAACCUUUAAUUUAAGUGCUAUGUAUUGCAUGUAAUGUCUUACUAACGUAAAGAAGGACCAGAAGAUGCAAUACUUGACUUAAAGUGCUUGUCCAGCAUGUUAUGCGUGGCUAUAUUGUGCUACCUCAUGUCAUGAUACGAGCCCAGUGAGUAUCUAAAACCAUGCUUGAUUCUCAUUACGUAUUAAGGUGCAACAUUGAGAGAUUCAUUUCUUAUCCACUUUUACUAAACUUGCACGUGUCGGAAGGCCAAUGUCAAUUGAAUUCUGUUGCCUUUGCUACAUUGCAAAAUGUUGUUCACUGCCUACGACGAUUACAGAAGGUCCCACUACCUGAUAUUUAGAUAACUUUCCUUGGAUUCUUGUGCCAUUGUUCAGUUCAUACAGGAUUAUUCUACAACAUUUAGAAAAAAAAUUCAGUGGCAAAAAACCAGAAAUUAUCUGCCCAAAUCCAUAGUUCUGAGGAUUUGAACAAAUGCCGAUUAGCCUUUUUUUCUACAACAUAAUCCUAAAUUCUCCUGAGCUUCUAUCUACCAUAACAAUGAUGCCUCCCAUGCUCUUUAUAUGACAUUCAACUUACAUGAUAUAUAUAUAUUAUUUUCCCUGUGAUUCCUUUUGCCUUUUCUAGAGGGGUCUAAGACAAGUUGCCACAUCGAACUCACUGUGGCCAACUUGCUGCGGGCCAAUUGUUCCACAGCCAGUUGUCCCGCAUUGAGUUGAUCAUGGUGACUGCCAUGCCAAGUUGUGCCAUUCUGUUCUAGAGAACAUUUUAAACAUUCAUCAAAGACAUGCAUUCCAUUGCGCCAUUGCUUAAUCAAAGUUUGCUGAAUAAACCACAAUUGGACAUGUCUGCGCUGUAAUUUUAAAAUUCUUGUGGCUGGGAUCCCAGAACUUGCCAAUUAAACCAACUGCAUUAUCUAUGUAUUGUGUGAUCCAGGUGAAAGUUAACAUCCACUCCAGCAAGAUACUUUUCUAGAUUUACAGACUUUUAGCAAACUGAAAAAGCUCUCAUUUUGAAGGUCGCCUCUCUAUGAUUCCUGUAUACAUUUGAAACCAUGGUGGGGAAGUCACAAUUUACUGAAAUAAGAUGGUAGGUACAAUAUUCUGCCUUUAUCUCUUUCCCUAAUAAGCCUUGAAUUAGAACUGAUUCAGUUGUAAGUGAAACUGGCCUAAGUAGCAAGUCAUUAACAUUGUCUUGCAUGGGCUGUAUAUUUUCUAUAAUACAUAAAUCUGAUUUAAAGAUUGUUUAGUGGAAUUUGUAUCCAAAAAGAAGGAUACAAUGAAUUGUUGUUGAUUGCAAACCAGACAAGUAUUGCUUUAUAGGUAGCCUUAGUAAAAAGAAUAGUGAUUCUUGCCUUCACGUUUUCCUGUGGAAAGCAGCUAACAUAUGUGCAUUAUGACAACUUAAUCUGCAUGAGUCAGACUGGAAUGGUGUAUUAACAUGCAAAUCCUUUUUCUUCAAGAGCUGAUGAACUCCUAUUGAAGUUCCAUCUUUUAAGUAAUAAGAUUCAAACUCAUUUCCAUUUCCAAUGCAGUGGAAUAAAAUUCAAAAGAGAGGAAUUGUGUAUUAAGUAUAAUUUUGGUGAAAAAAUGAGACAAAAACUAAUUUGAAAAGCAAAGUUUUUAAAAAAACAAAAAUAGCUGAUUUUGUGCUCUAAAAUGUUCAGCAAUUGCAACUAUCCCCCACAAUUUCUGAUUAUCCACCAGCAGAAUCUCAUUCUCCGUGUAUACCACUACAAACCUUUUGAAGUUAUUGGGAUUACAGUAUCAGAUAAUGUGCUGAAUGUUUAUUACAUUUAUCUAGAAUGAGAUAAAUCAGAAUGCAUGCACUGAUUUGUCUGACCAAGAGUGUACAUUUUUAGGGUGUCUACUUGAGAUAUAAUUUUAAUAAGGAAUAGAGGAGUCUAUGUUGUGGUAAUUCCAUGCAAUUCUAUUGUGCUUGAAUUUUAAAAAAAAUAUUAGAUUUACUACUGACUGCCACUUAAUGCUUCUAGACAAUUGCUACUUCUUUACACAGUACUUUGGUAAGAUUAGGUCACCUGAUGACCUAAAUCGUGGUUUGGUUAAUUGAGAUUUGGUAAAUGACAAAUGGUUGGAUUUGCAGAACAUACUAAACCAUAAACAAUGGUUUGUAAAAUAAAAUGGCUGAAUUCAUGUAACUUAAGCCAAAAUUUAAAUAAACUGCAUUAUGGCUUAA
Pantherophis guttatus is the source of this 5115-nucleotide messenger RNA. RefSeq names its product proteasome 26S subunit, non-ATPase 12 (gene PSMD12). Gene Ontology annotation, cellular component: cytoplasm; proteasome regulatory particle, lid subcomplex. The record is from RefSeq and is a predicted model, not a curated record. NCBI's taxonomy places the organism in Eukaryota, Metazoa, Chordata, Lepidosauria, Squamata, Colubridae.